Messenger RNA from Punctularia strigosozonata HHB-11173 SS5, 940 nucleotides. RefSeq lists its product as uncharacterized. The record is from RefSeq and is a predicted model, not a curated record. Bases 55 to 780 code for a protein of 241 amino acids. Lineage: Eukaryota; Fungi; Basidiomycota; Agaricomycetes; Corticiales; Punctulariaceae. The transcript has 3 exons.
UUUCAGCCUCCCAAUUGCAAUCAUUCGACAUAAGCUCAUUUCACACAACAAGCUAUGUUACCGACCGAUGCACAGCGAUGGUACCGGGACUCAUUCAUCACAUUUGGAUUAAAGCACCGGAAAGCAAUGACGCGUCUCCCGGAAUGGAUGACGGAUGAAUUUCUGCGCGAAGACGACUGUCCGCUGUUUCACUACGGCGUAGGAGUUACGAUACAGCAGCUUCGCGUAUUCUGCAUCAAACAGCAGAUAUACAAGCCUGACAAGGACAGUGAUGAGAUGGCCAUGUGCGCCUUGCCGGAAAUCGUCGAUGUCCUCUCACAGCUCUGCAGAGCCAAGUUGAGCUGGGUUAGGAUCGGACACCCUCGCUACGUCUUGGCGAUCGCUCUCUACACGAACUUCAACCUAUACAAGCAGAAACGUUCACGGAGCCAAGAAGCAACGAUAUUCGAGGCGGUGAAGAAAGAGCUCGACCUAUCGCCCAACGCGCAACCCCUUUGGUACUGGGAUAUGGAGCGCUCUACUAGAGCAGAGACAAUCGCCAAGAUGACCAAGAUUCCGAAGAUUCCGAAGGCCGUCAUGUUGCAUAAGGCCGUACUCGGUUACGAAGACAUCGAUGUAACGGCGGACUUCGAACCGUCGGACGAAGAGCUGAAGGCGCACUUCGGGGACUUGGAUGAAGAGAGCGACACGGAUGAAGAGAGCGGAUCUGACAGCGACAGCGACGUAAUUUACGAUAGCGACACGGACGACGAGAGCGACACAAAUACAGCCCGUGCGUAGGGGCAAGGGAAGUAAGUGCUGUGGAUGGCGGCGCUACACGGUAUAGCGCUAUCUCUAUGAAAAUCUUGGUCAUCUUUUGAUUGUUUUGUGUAUUGUCAUCCCCUGUUUUCCUUGCUGUGUGAACAGUUGUCGCUAUCGUGCUCUGAAUAUAUAUCACAUU